AUGGAUAUCUUCAGGGUUUUGGCAAGAGGUGCCAAUGUUAGGAAAGAUACGAAGAGGAUUGGCAAGGAUGUGGAUUUCAGUGUGGUAGAGACCACUGUCAAGGACAAUGAUAAGCAAAUAACCAGAGAACUCGAUUUUUUCCACAACAAAAGAAUUAUGAAGAAGGUAGAGGACUCCAGAGAUAAGGAGAAAGAAGCCAUCGAAGAUGAAAGAGAAGAACUUGUAGAGAAUGACAUUGGACAGCUGAAGGUGAGAAACAUUGAUGAGGCAACGUCGUUACGUAAAUCUUACAAGGCCAAAGUGACAGGUGAAGACAUACCGUUGCCCAUUGGAUCGUUCGAAGAUCUAGUGACGCGGUUUUCAUUUGAUAAGCGUUUACUGAAUAAUCUGAUUGAGAACCACUUCACUGAACCAACUCCCAUUCAGUCCGAGGCUAUACCACUAUCGCUGAACGGUCGAGACAUUGUAGCUUGUGCGCCAACUGGUUCCGGUAAGACGCUCUCGUUUUUGAUACCUUUACUACAGCUAGUCAUCUCAGAGGCGACCGGCGGUACAGGACUGAGGGCAUUGAUCGUCUCACCAACAAAGGAGUUGGCAAAUCAAAUAUUCAUUGAAUGCGGUAAAUUGUCUCGUAAAAUAUUUCUGGACAAGAAAAGACCCUUACAAGUUGCACUACUGUCCAAGUCGUUAAAUGCCAAACUAAGAAACAGGGUGGUCAGUGAUAAGAAAUACGACAUUAUUGUCACCACACCACUGCGGUUGAUUGAUCUGAUGAAGAACGAAGCUUUAGAUCUUUCUACCGUCAAACAUAUCAUCUUUGAUGAGGCGGAUAAACUUUUUGAUAAGACUUUCAUCGAGCAGACAGAUGAUAUCCUGAGCUCUUGUAGCAAUCCUAAAUUACAGAAAUCACUGUUUUCCGCCACUAUGCCGUCCAGUGUGGAAGAGAUCGCCCAAAGUAUCAUGAUGGAUCCCGUCAGAGUCAUCAUUGGACAUAAAGAAGCGGCCAACGCUAAUAUUACGCAAAAAAUAGUGUACUGUGGUAACGAAGAGGGUAAACUGAUUGCCAUUAGACAGUUGGUUCAGGAAGGUGAGUUUAGGCCUCCUGUUAUUAUCUUUCUCGAAUCCAUUGAGAGAGCGAAGGCUUUAUAUCAUGAAUUAAUAUACGACGGUCUAAAUGUGGACGUUAUACACGCAGAAAGAACUCAGAUGCAGAGGGAAAAGAUCAUCGAAUCAUUCAAGAAGGGCGACCUCUGGUGCCUGAUCUGUACUGACGUGCUCGCUCGCGGUGUCGAUUUUAAAGGUGUGAAUCUCAUUAUUAAUUAUGAUGUGCCCAGGACCGCCCAAGCCUACGUUCAUCGGAUCGGUAGAACGGGUAGGGGUGGUCGUUCAGGUAACGCCGUCACAUUCUACACCAAGCAAGAUUCACUGGCUAUUAAACCUGUUAUAAAUGUAAUGAAGCAAAGUGGAUGUCAAGUUGCUGAAUGGAUGGACGGGAUUUCGAAGCUGAGCAAAAGAGAGAAAGAGAGCAUCAAGAAAGGUAAAGCAAGGGUAAACAGAAAGCAAAUCAGUACAGUUCCAAAGGUAGAUAGACUGAAAAGAAAGCGCAAGCACGAUAUGAUCGAAGCAUCGAAAAAAAGGAAACAUCAGCACAAAGCGGUUGAUUCCAAGCGUUCUACUUCCUAA
Messenger RNA from Torulaspora globosa, 1683 nucleotides. It is a transcript of the gene ROK1, whose product is annotated as RNA-dependent ATPase ROK1. Gene Ontology annotation, molecular function: RNA helicase activity; nucleic acid binding; ATP binding. Gene Ontology annotation, biological process: maturation of SSU-rRNA. The coding region runs from base 1 to 1683 and encodes 560 amino acids. Lineage: Eukaryota; Fungi; Ascomycota; Saccharomycetes; Saccharomycetales; Saccharomycetaceae. The record is from RefSeq and is a predicted model, not a curated record. The transcript has a single exon.